Messenger RNA from Peronospora matthiolae, 180 nucleotides. The record is from the annotation of a GenBank genome assembly. NCBI's taxonomy places the organism in Eukaryota, Oomycota, Peronosporomycetes, Peronosporales, Peronosporaceae.
AUGUGUGUUACGGGACAGCCGGCUGGUCAACACUUGCGCUCUGAAGAGUGUUCGUCAGCCGUGAUGGGUUGCGUUUCAGCUGAUGCGGUUGCUCUAGUCGUUGUGCUGCGCUUCUGGCACGAUCGACGCGGUGUUUCUCCUGUGCUUGCAGCUGGUAUGUUCGAACAGCGUGCGGCAUAA